GGCCGGCCGACGGGCGAGCGAGAGGGCCGGCCGGGGAUGCCGCUCGGGGCGCCGCGGUCCUCGUGUCAGUGAGCGCCGCGCGCCGCCGCAGCCAUGACGGUGGAGUUCGAGGAGUGCAUCAAGGACUCGCCGCGCUUCAGGGCCACUAUUGACGAGGUGGAAACGGAUGUGGUGGAGAUCGAGGCAAAACUAGAUAAGCUGGUGAAGCUGUGCAGUGGCAUGAUCGAGGCUGGCAAGGCCUACGUCACGACCAACAGGCUCUUCGUGAGUGGUGUUCGAGACCUGUCCCAGCAGUGCCAGGGUGACACCGUCAUCUCGGAAUGUCUGCAGAGGUUCGGAGAUAGUCUGCAAGAGAUGGUCAACUACCACAUGAUCCUGUUUGACCAGGCCCAGAGGUCUGUGCGCCAGCAACUCCACAACUUCGUCAAAGAGGACGUGCGGAAAUUCAAGGAGACCAAGAAACAGUUUGACAAAGUUCGGGAGGACAUGGAGCUGUCCCUCGUGAGGAAUGCCCAGGCUCCACGGCACCGGCCCCACGAGGUGGAGGAAGCCACAGGUGCCUUGACCCUCACCCGGAAGUGCUUCCGUCACCUGGCACUAGACUAUGUGCUCCAGAUCAACGUACUCCAGGCCAAGAAGAAGUUUGAGAUCUUGGAUUCUAUGCUGUCCUUCAUGCACGCCCAGCACAGCUUCUUCCAGCAGGGCUAUAGCCUGCUGCACCAGCUGGACCCCUACAUGAAGAAGCUGGCAGCCGAGCUAGACCAGCUGGUGAUCGACUCGGCAGUGGAAAAGCGUGAGAUGGAGCGAAAGCACGCUGCCAUCCAGCAGCGGACGCUGCUGCAGGACUUCUCCUACGAUGAGCCCAAAGUGGAGUUUGAUGUGGAUGCGCCCAGCGGUGUGGUGAUGGAGGGCUACCUCUUCAAGAGGGCCAGUAAUGCCUUCAAGACGUGGAACCGGCGCUGGUUCUCCAUCCAGAACAGCCAGCUGGUCUACCAGAAGAAGCUCAAGGACGUGCUCACUGUGGUGGUGGAUGACCUCCGUCUGUGCUCCGUGAAGCCGUGUGAGGACAUCGAAAGGAGGUUCUGUUUUGAGGUCGUGUCACCCACCAAGAGCUGCAUGCUGCAGGCUGACUCAGAGAAGCUGCGGCAGGCCUGGGUUCAGGCUGUGCAGGCCAGCAUUGCCUCUGCCUACCGGGAGAGCCCGGACAGCUGCUACAGUGAGAGGCUGGACCGCACGGCGUCUCCAUCCACAAGCAGCAUUGACUCUGCUACGGACUCGCGGGAGCGCAGUGUCAAGGGUGAGAGUGUGCUGCAGCGUGUACAGAAUGUGGCUGGCAACAGCCAGUGUGGUGACUGUGGCCAGCCAGAUCCCCGCUGGGCCAGCAUCAACCUGGGGGUGCUGCUCUGCAUUGAGUGCUCAGGCAUCCACAGGAGCCUGGGUGUCCACUGCUCCAAGGUGCGGUCCCUGACUCUGGACUCCUGGGAGCCAGAGCUGCUGAAGCUGAUGUGUGAGCUUGGAAACAGCACCGUGAACCAGAUCUAUGAGGCUCAGUGUGAGGGGCCAGGUGGCAGGAAGCCCACAGCCAGCAGCCCGAGGCAGGACAAGGAGGCCUGGAUCAAGGACAAGUAUGUGGAAAAGAAGUUCCUGCGGAAGCCGCCGUUGGCACCAGCCCGGGAGGCCCCCCGGCCCUGGCGGGCGCCAAAGUGCCAGCGCCACCACAGCUCUCCCCGGGUCCCUGCUGCCCACCGCAAGGUCCGGCUGGAGCCCAUCCUCCCGUCUGUGGCUGCUCUGUCCUCAGGUGCUGUGGAGCGCAAGUUCCGGAGGGACUCUCUUUUCUGCCCAGAUGAGCUGGACUCCCUCUUCUCCUAUUUCGAUGCUGGGGCUGCUGCAGCCGGUCCACGGAGUCUGAGCAGUGACAGUGGCUUAGGGGGCAGCUCUGAUGGCAGCUCUGACGUUCUGGCCUUCGGUGCAGGCUCUGUGGUGGACAGCGUCACUGAGGAGGAGGGUGCAGAGUCUGAAGAGUCCAGCGGUGAGGCUGACGGAGAGGCAGAGGCCUGGGGUGUGGCAGACGUGCGCGAGCUGCACCCUGGUCUGCUGGCCCACCGGGCGGCUCGGGCCCGAGACCUGCGAGCGCUGGCCAUGGCGCUGGCGCACGGGGCAGAGGUCAACUGGGCCGACGCAGAGGACGAGGGCAAGACGCCACUGGUGCAGGCUGUGCUGGGGGGCUCCCUGAUUGUCUGUGAAUUCCUUCUGCAAAACGGAGCAGACGUGAACCAAAGAGACAGCCGGGGCCGGGCGCCCCUGCACCACGCCACCCUCCUGGGACGCACAGGUCAGGUCUGCCUGUUCUUGAAGCGGGGGGCUGACCAGCACGCCUUGGACCACGAGCAGCAGGACCCGCUGAGCAUCGCCAUCCAAGAGGCAAACGCAGACAUCGUCACGCUGCUCCGUCUGGCACGCAUGGCCGAGGAGAUGCGUGAGGCCGAGGCGCCCCCCGGCCAGCCGGGCCCCCUGGCGGGCAGCAGCCCCACGGAGCUCCAGUACCGCAGGUGCAUCCAGGAGUUCAUCAGCCUCCACCUGGAGGAGAGCUAGGGCCCCGCCCCGCCUGGGACUCCCCCCACUUCCUGGAGCCCCGGCUGCCUGCUCGGCCUCCUCAGAGCUGCCCCGGCCGCUCCGGGGGCUGAGAGAGGGACCCCAGCACUGAGUCUUAUGAAGCCCCACAUUUCCCCUUGGGAGGCGCUGCAUCAUCUGAUGCCCCUCGCCACACCUGGGGACGCUAUGUCUUCAGGUGACCCCUUCCAUGGGAGCCUGGGUUGCUCAUGUCACAAACCACUCUCGAGGCUCCAUGCCACGUGUGCCCCACAGACGCCCCCCACCUCCGGGGCCGUGUCACCUCGUGCCCCGACCUUUACUGCCGUGGAACACUGACCUGCUAGUUGGGUCCCUCCGACACACCCUCAGAGCCCCUCUGCUGGGCCCUGGAGCUGGUGGCUGGCCGCCAGCACCUUUCAGGGGCAGGAAGGGCAGCCCAUCCAGGGAAUCAACCCGUGUACCUCACUUAGUGACCGGCAUCCAGGCUGGGCUUCUCGGGUGCUGGGGGUGGGCUGUGGCCUGGGGCCUCAGCCCUGGCGGGACGCAGGCAUCCCAAGGCCACGCGGCUGGCCACGCAGGCCCCAGUGCUGGGCAGCCCGAGACCCGUCCCUGCCUCUCCAGGUGCACUUGGCCCAGAGUCGGUGCAUAAAGGACUUUGGCACUUUCCACUCCUGCAUCCGACAUUCUUUGUCACAGACUGAGCGGAUUUUCUACAACGAUCUCUUUCUCACUU
Molecule: messenger RNA, 3325 nt
Organism: Hyaena hyaena (striped hyena)
Lineage: Eukaryota; Metazoa; Chordata; Mammalia; Carnivora; Hyaenidae
Gene: ACAP3
Product: ArfGAP with coiled-coil, ankyrin repeat and PH domains 3
Exons: 24
Coding region: 94-2592 (832 amino acids)
Cellular component (GO): cytoplasm
Molecular function (GO): protein binding; GTPase activator activity
Source: RefSeq, a predicted model, not a curated record